Molecule: messenger RNA, 261 nt
Organism: Mucor velutinosus
Lineage: Eukaryota; Fungi; Mucoromycota; Mucoromycetes; Mucorales; Mucoraceae
Exons: 1
Coding region: 1-261 (86 amino acids)
Source: RefSeq, a predicted model, not a curated record
AUGUCUAGUAGCCGCUUCUUUAAUCUUUGUCUGGCCUGUGGUGUCGCUCGUUCUUUGUUUUUCUAUGUUGUUGUUGUUGUUGCUGCUGGUGCUGUUGCUGGUGUUUCUGAUGGCCUUGCUUAUGGUCUUGCUUAUGGUCUUGCUUAUGGUCUUGUUUAUGGUCUUGCUGAUGGUCUUGCUGAUUGUCUUGCUGCUGCUAGUCUGGUCUCUUCUGGUGUACUAUCUGUGGUGUAUGCUCGUUCUCUGGUGUAUCUAUGGUGA